CUGUCCAAUUCUCCUUAAGUAAUAACCAUGCAUCUACCUUAAUUUCUCAUCUCUAUUCUAUGUUCUUCCAGAUUCUCUUCUACCAAGCACACUCUUGGAUAAAAGCUGGUUACUGGUUUUACGGUUCUGGAUUUCCCGUUUCUAACAUAGAAACUUCUCUCUACACUCACCUCCUAUGCGCUUUUGCUGAUGUCAACGCUUCAACCUAUGAACUUUCCAUCCCUUCCGAUGCUGCAGCAUCAUUUCCUUCUUUCACAGCCACUCUCAAGCACACCAAUCCAUCUCUAUCUACACUUCUUUCUUUCAUGGGUUUCUGCUAACACUACCAAUGACUUGAAAAACAUGGGACUGCUCUUUCAAGAGUGGAGAGAAGCUGCAAAAUCUGAGGCAAUAAACUCCACCAACAAUAAUAAUCAAAGAACUGAUUUUAACUGCGGCUGUUCCAUAUCAACCAGGUUCUGAUUUUGGUUCUUACCCUGUGGAGUCCUUUAAUGAUAACUUGAAUUGGGUAAAUGUUUUGGAUUAUGAUUACUACACACCUCAAUCAACAAAUUUCACUGGAGCUCAUUCAGCCUUGUAUGAUCCUUCUGGUGAUGUCAACACAGACACCGGAAUCAAGCGAUGGAUAGAUAGUGGGGUAUCUGGUAGUAAGUUGGUUUUGUCGUUACCAUUCUAUGACUAUGGAUAUGCAUGGAAGCUUAGGAACCAAAGGGAGAAUGGAAUAGGUGCAGCAGCAACAGGUCCAGCAAUCACAAAAGGAGAAGACAUGACCUACAAGGAAAUCAAGGAUUAUGUUCAAAGAUAUGAAGCAACUGUGUUGUAUAAUGCUACUUACGUGGUCAAUUAUUUUUCAAUUGGGUCAAAUUGGAUAGGAUUUGAUGAUGCCGAUGCUGUUAAAACCAAGGUGUCUUAUGCUAAAGAAAAGAAACUAGGUGGUUAUGUUGUAUGGCAAGUUCCCUAUGAUUAUGACAAAUGGCAGCUUUCUAGUGCUGCAGCUCAACAGGUGGUUGGCGGCGGAGGACACCAUAAUUGGCGGUUACCGGUGGUGAUCACUUUGACAAGUGCUGUAUGUAUUAUUCUAUUGGGUUUCAUAAUUUACUACAUAAGAAGGAGACUACUAAAACCAAAGGGUAAGUUCUUGUUGAUUCAUUUGUUACUUAGGAAUCAUAAUUGCGGCUAGAGAUGCAGGACAUUUUUCUGAUUGUGUUCCUGAUGUGCAAGUCUUUAGCUUGUGUGAUAUUGAGUUAGCCACUGAUAGAUUUUCGAUUGAAAACAAGCUUGGUCAGGGUGGCUAUGGUCCUGUUUACAAGUGCCUAUUUGAUUUCUACAGGGAAUAUUACCAGUGAAGAAGUUAUCGAUGAAUUCAAGAAUGAGGUAACACUGACUGCAAGGCUACAGCACGUGAAUCUUGUUAGGUUGUUGGGUUUCUACAUUGAUAGAGAAGAACAGAUGCUGGUGUAUGAGUACAUGCCAAACAAAAGCCUUGACUACUAUCUAUUUGACCUUAUCAGGCGGGUUCUUCUGGAUUGGAGCAAGCGUGUAGCUAUUAUUGAGGGUGUUACUCAGGGACUACUUUAUCUACAAGAAUAUUCUAGAUUAACAAUAAUUCAUAGAGAUAUAAAAGCUAGCAACAUUCUGUUAGAUGGUGAGAUGAAACCAAAGAUUUCAGAUUUUGGUAUGGCAAGAAUAUUCUCAAAAGAUGAGCAAGAAGCAAACACGGCCAAGAUUGUUGGAACAUAUGGUUAUGUCUCUCCUGAAUACCUUAAAAAAGGCUUGUAUUUCAGUAAAAUCCGAUAUGUAUAGCUUUGGAGUUCUACUUCUGCAGAUAAUAGGUGGCAAAGUAACAAGAUAUUAUGGCGAGCACGAAAACUUAACCUUGAUGGAAUAUGCUUAUGAAUUGUGGAAAGAAGGAAGAGGCACGGAGUUUGCGGAUUGAGGUGCAUACAAAUAGGUCUAUUAUGUGUGCAAGAAGAUGCCAAUGACAGGCCUUCUGUGUUGGAAAUUUCUUCUAUGUUAAGAAGUGAAACUAUUCUUGCUACAAUAAAGAAGCCAGCGUUUUCAACAGAAAAAGAUAUCCACGAGCAAGGUGAAUUUGUUAUGAAGCAAGAACAUUAUUCGGUUAACGAAGCAACACUGUCUCAGAUUGUAGCAAGAUAGUGCUGGAAAAAACUUUUGGACGUGUAGUUUUUUAUUUUC
This is a messenger RNA of Arachis stenosperma, 2196 nucleotides long. Its product is annotated as cysteine-rich receptor-like protein kinase 10. The record is from RefSeq and is a predicted model, not a curated record. Gene Ontology annotation, biological process: protein phosphorylation. NCBI's taxonomy places the organism in Eukaryota, Viridiplantae, Streptophyta, Magnoliopsida, Fabales, Fabaceae. The transcript is spliced from 6 exons. The coding region runs from base 1294 to 1803 and encodes 169 amino acids. Gene Ontology annotation, molecular function: protein kinase activity; ATP binding.